This is a messenger RNA of Cutaneotrichosporon oleaginosum, 558 nucleotides long. RefSeq lists its product as uncharacterized. The record is from RefSeq and is a predicted model, not a curated record. Gene Ontology annotation, molecular function: nucleic acid binding; exonuclease activity. Lineage: Eukaryota; Fungi; Basidiomycota; Tremellomycetes; Trichosporonales; Trichosporonaceae. Gene Ontology annotation, cellular component: nucleus.
AUGGCUGUGAUACCGCUCAGUCGUUACGUCGCUCUCGACUGCGAGAUGGUGCAGUGCCGCUCACAGUUGGCACUUGCUCGCAUCGCGGUCGUCGACUACACCGGCGCCGAAGUGUACCACUCCUUCGUCUUUGUCCAUCCAGAAGACGUGACAAACUACCACACCGAUAUAACCGGCAUAACGAAGAGUGACUUGCACGGCGCACCAUCCUUCGAGAUCGUCCAAGCGUGCGUGAGGGAGCUUCUUGCCGACAAGAUCGUUGUCGGUCACGCGCUGUUCAACGACCUCGCGAUCCUGCAGCACCGGCACGUUUACGAGGAGAUGCGCGAUACCGCGUUGUACUAUCCACUGCGUGAGCGGUGCAAUGUCCACCACGAGGGACAGUAUCCCGCUCUUCGCCGAGUCGCACUGGAGGUGCUCGGUCGCAAGAUACAGUGUGGUUCCCACUGUCCUCUCGAAGACGCACGCGCCACGAUGGACAUCUUCCUCAGUGUGAGGGAAGAGUACGAGGCGGCACUGGCUUCCGGCGAUGACGUUGUCGCAGCCGUUCCGGGGUGA